AUGCUUGACAUUAUUCGAGAGGCGCCUCUCGGCCAGGCAAUUCGAUUCCUCACUCAAAACAGGCUUCUUCAAUAUCCCGAAGAGAAGCCUGAUUUCAAGCUACCCGAAGCAUAUGUUGCGCAGCUUGAAAUACAUGAGAAACAAAGCAACAAUGGCCACGCAUCUUUUUCUUCUGCUCCAGGAGAGGCUAGCAUGGCAAGAAACAACAACGUCUCUCGAGUUCGAUCUGACGUUCAUACUAUCCCAUAUAGUUCUGAGCGUGUGAAGGCAGAGAAAGAGCUAGAAAUUGAGCGCACCAAAUCCCUCCCAAUUGCCCCUCAGAAAACAUCGGACGGUAUCGUUCUUGUUGAUUGGUAUACCACCGAUGAUCCAGAAAAUCCACAUAAUUGGUCGUCGUUCAAGAAGAUCUUGAUUACUACAAUCAUCUGCGUAUACACAUUUAUUGUUUACUCUGCCUCAUCUAUAUAUGCUCCCUCAGUCGAAGGGGUAUCAGAACAUUUUGGCGUUAGCAUCAUCGCAGCAGAACUUGGACUCGCGCUCUUUGUUCUUUGGUAUGGAGUGGGAGGAGUCGUAUUUGGGCCCCUCAGCGAGAUUCCUAUAGUUGGAAGAAAUCCGGUCUACUACGUGACAUUCAUCAUCUACUUCGGCAUUAGUUUUCCGACAGCAGUUGUGGGUAACUUUGGCGGCCUGCUAGUGUUACGAUCUCUCCAGGGGUUUUUUGGUAGUCCUGCUUUAACCAACGGAGGGGGGACAUUUGCCGACAUGUACGAUCUGAUUUACGUGCCUUAUCAGCUCUCUUUCUGGGUCUAUUGUGCGUGGGGUGGUCCAGCGAUUGGGCCGUUGAUUGGCGGCUUUGCUACAAUGUUCAAGGGAUGGCGGUGGCCCCUCUGGGAGAUUGUAUGGAUGAAUUCAUUCAUGCUUGUGGUGAUACUAUGCUUUUUGCCCGAAACCUCAGCUGCGAACCUAUUGAUGCGACGAGCAAAACGACUGCGAAAACGAGUCGGUGAUCCCAGGCUUCAAUCUCAGAGCGAGAUUGAUCAGAGACAUCUAACUGCCUCUGAGAUUUUAGUUGGCGCGCUCGUCAGGCCGAUUGAGAUUAUGAUUAAGGAUCCUGCGAUACUAUUCGUCAACAUCUAUACAGCCUUCUUCUAUGGAGUUUACUACACUUUCUUCGAAGUCUUCCCCCUAGUAUUCCCCCCCUUUUAUGGCUUUAAUCUAGGACAAACUGGUUUGGCAUUCUUAUCCUGCGAAGUCGGAGCUACAAUUGGCCUUCUUACCUAUAUCUGUUAUCUUUACUGGUAUAUGGUCCCUGACAACAUAAAAAACGGCCUUCGAGAGCAAGAACAUCGCCUCGUUCCAGCUAUUUUCGGCUCAGUCCUCCUCCCGAUCGGGCUGUUCAUGUUUGCAUGGACCGCUAAUGCGAAAAUACAUUGGAUUGUACCACUUAUAGGCGUUGUCAUCUUUGUCAUCGGGAUGUUCUGGAUUCUGCAGGCGCUCUUUGUAUACAUCCCAUUCUCCUACCCCACAUACGCAAAUUCUCUCUUUGCAGGGAACGAUAUAAGCAGAGCUGCUAUGGCUGCCGGCGCCAUCAUGUACGCAAGGCCUCUAUUCAUCAGCUUGGACGUUCAUAAAGGCGUUAGCGUGCUAGCUGGCUUGAGUGCUGGGGGCAUUCCGGGGACCUUCGUCUUAUACAAAUAUGGAGGCAAGUUGCGUGCCCGAUCGAAAUUCGCGGUACGAGGCUGA
Trichoderma atroviride IMI 206040 is the source of this 1743-nucleotide messenger RNA. The record is from RefSeq and is a predicted model, not a curated record. Lineage: Eukaryota; Fungi; Ascomycota; Sordariomycetes; Hypocreales; Hypocreaceae.